Musca domestica (house fly) is the source of this 696-nucleotide messenger RNA. It is a transcript of the gene mRpS10, whose product is annotated as small ribosomal subunit protein uS10m. Gene Ontology annotation, cellular component: mitochondrion; mitochondrial small ribosomal subunit. NCBI's taxonomy places the organism in Eukaryota, Metazoa, Arthropoda, Insecta, Diptera, Muscidae. The record is from RefSeq and is a predicted model, not a curated record. The transcript has 3 exons. Bases 106 to 627 code for a protein of 173 amino acids.
UUUCUAUAGGUCGAUUUUAUUAUAUUAUCGAAACAGCUGUUUUUUGUUAUUGUGUCAAAUCUUGCAUAACCUCCAAUUUCGCGUCAAUUACUCAAGAGAAAAAAAAUGAUAUCGUCGAUUGUGCGAAAUCUCUUAUAUUCGCGCGUUCCCGCAGCUGGCAUACGCUGUCUCGCCACAGAGGCAUCGACAGUGGCUGCAACCACAAGCCAAGAUGCUUCAAAUAAUUUACCUCCUGCAUUGCCCGAAGAAAGGGAUAAGCUUUACAGUAAAUUAGAAAUUGAGUUAAGAGGUAUUGAUCCUGCCGUCUUGAAGAGCUAUUCAUGGUUUGCAACAACCGCUGCAAAUCAUUUGGAUAUUGAAGUGGGCAAAUGCUGGUCACCGCGGAAGGCUCACAAAGAACGCAUGACUCUUUUGAAAUCGGUGCAUAUUUAUAAAAAACAUCGUGUUCAAUAUGAAAUUCGAACAUAUUUCCGUUACAUGAACUUCCACAAGUUAACCGGAUCAACAUUGGACACAUUCUUGGAGUAUAUUGAACGUAAUUUGCCCGAAGGUGUAGCAUUGAAUGCCACAAAAACCGAAAUACAAGAAAUACCCGAGCACUUGAGAGAUGUUCCCCGUGAAAGUUAAUUUUGUUUUUCGAUAAGCUGUUGUUAGUGUGUUAAGAAAAAGCCAAUAAAAAAGAAUUACAAAAGAUAA